Messenger RNA from Vitrella brassicaformis, 3287 nucleotides. The record is from the annotation of a GenBank genome assembly. NCBI's taxonomy places the organism in Eukaryota, Vitrellaceae.
CCGAAUCCAGCAUGCGGAUUCCCUGGUUUUGUUUCUUUGCGGCCUUGUCAUGGCCGCCAUGCGUGCAUGCGCAGACGAACCUCACGCUCUUAGGCAUCUUCUCUCACUCUGACCCUGGCGCACCACCGCCAUAUCUGUGAGCAAUACAUGGACGAACAGAUCACAAAUGGUCGAGGACCCUAGGUCGAGGACUUGACUGCUGUUCACUUCGUCUCUUGUUUGCGCAGGCGUCAUGAGCCAAUCAUAUCAAAAGGUCAGCACGAGUCGCGGAGGUGAGUCCUGUUGUUUGUUGCAUGUGGUGUCUGUUUGUUUUUUCCUGCAGCUCUCGAUGAAGUCAACGCCGAUCCCAGAUAUCUGCCAGGCCACACCUUGCAGAUGCAGAUCAUCGAGCCACAGGAAUGCACUACAGGUAUGCACGCACAAACACGCCCCGUCCAUCUGUCGCCUGAGUCUAUGUGCCUGUCUAUCUGCCUGUCUGCAUGGCCUGCAGACAACAUCACGCGAAGCACACUCAUGGCUUUACAGAACAAGUGUGUAAGGCACACAGAUAGGCAAGCAAUCAUGCACUUUUAUGGCUGUCCCGGUGUCCAUGGCAGCCAGGAUAUUGUGGGAAUUUUCGGUGACAGCUGCCUGUAAGUGUGAUAGGUGCACAGAUGCAUACCUCCAUGAAUAGAUAAACGUCUGCGCUUGUCGGUAUGUGCGUCUCCCUGUCUGUCUGCAGUAUUGGAUGCGAGACGCUCAGCGCCAUUGCUGAGGGCUUCAAUCGUCUGGCCAAGGUGUCAAAAGAAAGCACUACCUGUUCUUCCCCCGUCAUGUUGUCUGGUCAAAUCUGUUGGUUCAUGCGGUGCAGUCGUACUAUUGCCAGCGGCCGCCUGGGGCUGAUUACCGUUUCAUCGUUUCAACUCUCGGGCCAUCUACACAAGUGACUGAGUGGGGAAUCGCUCAUGCCUCCUGUGAUGUCUCACCGAGAGUGCGCUGUGCAGUGGGUAUCGGUGAUGGGAGAGCUGGCAAAAGCUUUCAAAUGGAACCGCUUUUAUCUUGUCACAGAGGUUUGGCCAGACAAUGAGACAACUAUGCACCCUCUCCACCUCUCCGUCUGCCUGUUGCUUCCCUCUCCCUCCCCAGACCUAUGAUGACCCGUUGGUCGAGGCCAUGCAGGCCGAGCUGCAACGAGUCGGCGUUGCGGAGCCCAAUGCAAGAACAUGGGUCUUCGAGACGCCAGGGGAGGCCUACGACCGCACACUGGCCGAGCUCCUCCAGCACCGCCCCCGGGUCAUCGUGUAUAACACCAAGGCGCCGAUCGCCACUGGCAUGACCUGCGCCUUCGCCCGUGCUGGCAUCACGCACAAGAACAAGGACCCCGACAGUGUGCAGCAGCCGCCGGUGCUGAUUGGCCUGCUCGACCGAGGCGAUGACUUCAAUGCGUCUCCCUGCACGAAGGAGGACCUUGAGCCGAUCGUGUGGGGGGAGAUGCACUUCUACGCACCCGUGUGGCCACACCUCUUUGCCGGGAGCAUAAGCCAUACAUUCAGUGGCAAGGACUCCAGGACGGUGAGCAAAUCAGAGGUCGAACAGACAAAUGAAGAAGCAACACAAAGUUGCGGAGGAUAUGUGAUCGUGGCUGCAGACCUUCAACGAAUUCAUGGGCUCGUGUUUUGCGUCUAGUCCCCCGGUGCCUUGUGACCCAUUCAGGGCCAACUAUGUCUACGACACGGUGUGGGAAUGGGCCGUGUUGCUGCAUGAGUGGUUCGACAGCGGCAACACACUCGCUGACCUGGUCCGUAUGCACAGCCACCCGCUAUGCACGCCAUCUGUGUGCUCUUAAUCCAUUCUUGCAGGAAAAUCCCAACCGAACCACUCUCGAUUGGUUCUGGCAGGAGAAUCUGAACCUCGUGAGGGCGGGGAGAAAUGGAUAUCCAUCUAUUGGUCCCUGGGACAAAAUGUUUUUUGCAGAACUAUGUCGGGUUCAGCCAGGCGGUCAGCUACCUGAGCAACGGCGAUCGGGCGUCAGAUGUCAUUGUGUUUCAAACAUUUGGAGCCGACCAGCAGGCGUCCGAUUUCGACGCCUUUCCUUUCUUGAUUGGUUCGUUCGCCACCGGGAGUUACAUUUGGCCUCCGCCCAACUAUCUGGGACCAAUCCAAUGGCCAGACGGCACCUUCUACUGGGGCUUCAACAGUUCAGGCACACUCUUCAAUUCUACCCCGCCCGUCUGCCCAGAGGGACACUACGUCAACACAACUGUAAGCAAGCAUCUGUGCAUAAUCCAGGCUCAUAGAGACUCUUAUUGUGUAUGUGUGUGUGCAGGGUAGGUGUGUGCCGUGCCCUGUGGGGGAGGCUAACGACCAAGUUGACCAGUGGGAGUGCGAGCCGUGCCAAGACGGCUUCUACCAGAACAAGACAGGCCAAAGCGAAUGCGACAUCUGCCCGGUCAGUCAAACGAUGAGUCGCCCAGGUGUCGACUGACUCCAGGUGGAUCGCUGAUUGUGUUCUGUAGACAGGACAGUUCUCAAAGCCGCAUGCUGUCGAUUGCACACUCUGCGAGUGAGUGACGGAGGGACACAGAGACCGGUCUCUUGACUGGGCCAUAUGUGCUUGUGUAGGCCCGGCAGCUAUCAGGAUCUCGUUGCUCAGAGCGGUGACGCAUUCGUACACACCGGGCACAUACGCACACACACACACACACACACGCACAGAGGGAGAGAAAGAUAGAGAGAGACAUACAGGUGUUGUCGCAUGAGUGCAGAGUGCAACAUCUGCCCUGUCGGCAGCUUCAGCAACACGACCGGUGCGAAGGAGUGCAUACUCUGCCCACCUGGCACGUAUCAGCCAGACUUGAACAGCACACGAUGCCUGGUGGGUCUAGACACGCAUUGACGCACACAUCAUGAUGUGUGUGACACACUAUGGCGGCAUGGCGGCAUGGAUGGAUGAAUGGAUGCAUUUCAGUCCUGUCUGGCGACAAAGACCACUGCACGGAUCGGCUCAAGAAGCAUUGACGAACGCACGUGCGUCGAGGGCAUGUUCCUCGACAUCAAGAACGACCGAUGCAUAAGUGAGACACCGCUGUCUCUACCCACCUUGGGGACCAUAGUCAUGUCUCUCUUCCCUCUGCACAGGCUGUGACUCCAGCCGGUACACGGGCCUUGACUGUGUCGGCACUGGCGGCAUGUACCAGCUGCCGUUGCUCCAACAGAACUAUUGGGCCGAAAUUGUUGAGGACAAAUCGGAUUUUAGCGACAUUGAGGUCUAUCGUUGCCUGGAGGUCGAUGCGUGCCCUGGUCCAUAG